CGCAGCAUGGACAUCACUGAUCAGUUUUUUUUCAUUUAUCAACAAUAGCAUGAAAGUGUCAAGAAAGAUUAGAAAACUGAACAAACUACGUCCGUUAUCACACACAUCUGAUCAGCUGCAGAGCUAGCUGCACACAGUGAGUUUAAGUUUGUGCAGCAGAAAGCCUGUGCUGGCUAGUUAGUUAGUUCGGAACCAUUGGUGGACCAUCUAUCUGGAGAUUCAUCUAUCUACACUGUGGAGGAGGGGUACUGUCUGUUUGGGAGGCCGACGCGGCAUCACUAUUUACCGGCCACACUUUUGCUUUGAUCUUGAUCAUCAUACCAAUUCUACCUCCAUGAUCAUACCGUCCGUAUUGUGAUGUUUCCCUAGCUAGUUAGCUAGGCCCAGACUGAACCUACCUGAACGAACUGGGACAGAACAACCCAUAUCUCGGCCAUCAUCAUGGGUAUGAAAGGGCGACAGUUUCGUUUGCUCCUUUGGAAGAAUUUUGUUCUGCAGAUCCGACGUCCUAUUGGAACCAUUAUUGAACUGCUGCUUCCGUUUUUUGCGACAUCCUUGCUGCUUAUGGCCAGACUUCUCAUACAAUCAGAGGACCUCUGUUUCACAACCUUUGAGCCAGGAUUCUCCAGUCAAGAAACGUUGAGUACUGCGGAAAUCCAACAGCUACAGUCAUGCUUUGUUAACGGCACAGACUGCCCGGAACUGGCUUACUUUCCACAAAACAAUCUUACUGAUUUGUUAAUGGCAGGAGUAGCACUACAGGUGCAAGUUCCUCUCUCACCCUCGAAUUUCACCUCGGAGGAAGAACUGGUCAAGACUGCAGCUGAGGAUCUCAAUCUUUACUAUGCAGCCAUUAUAUUUGACCUUCCAAUGGAUGCAACGACGCUUCCACCAAAUGUGACGUACAAGAUUCGUCUGGCGCAUGACCUGGUGAGUAGAGAGACAUGGUACACUGAGCGAACCUACCCAAACUUUCAGCUGGUCGGACCCAGAACGUACAACAUGUACAAAAUCCGCUUCCUAAGGCUGCAAAAUGCUAUAGAUUCCAUCAUUGCUUUCACUCACUUAGUAGAUCUGCAGGGAGCAGUAACCGCUUUUCUGCUUGCUCAGACAGUUCAAGUACAGUUACAGCAAUUUCCUCAUCCGGGCUACUUAUCAGACAGUUUUCUGCUAAGUCUAGAGUUCCUCAUGCCAUUCCUCAUCUGUCUCAGUUUCAUCUACUCCGCUGGGACUGUCGUCAGGGAGCUUGUGUUGGAGAAGGAGAAGCGAUUAAAGGAGAGUAUGAAGAUGAUGGGUCUAGCUAACUGGCUUCACUGGUUGGCAUGGUACAUCAAGAACCUCGUCUUCCUCAUCAUCCCGGUCCUCCUCAUUACUAUAAUGCUCAAGGUAGGCAAGGUGUUCCCAAACAGUGACCCGACCGUCUUGUUUGUCUUCUUGUUGCUGUGGAUGGUUUGUAGUAUCGCCUGGGGCUUUACCAUCAGUGUCUUCUUCUCCCGUGCCCUUCUUGGUCUCAUCUUUGGCUUCGUUGCAUGGUUUCUCAAUUAUCUUCCUCUGCUCUUCUUGGAUUACGACAGCUCCACUUUGGAAGUUAAGACAGCUGCAUCGCUUCUGUCCAACGUGGCAUUUGGUUUCGGCGUCAAGGUGAUGGCCUUGUACGAAGGCCAAGGUGUUGGUCUGCAGUGGUCAAAUCUGGCAACAUCGCCUUCUCUUGACGACCCCUUCUCCAUGGGAAUAGUCUUUAUGAUGUUCAUCCUUGACACCUUCAUAUACUUACUUAUAACUUGGUAUGUGGAGGCCAUUUUCCCAGGUUCGUAUGGCAUUCCCAAGCCACCGUACUUUCCCUUCCAGAGAUCCUACUGGUGUGGACAGUCGGCUCGGGGAGCCGGUGAUAUUGGUACAGAGAUUGAGAUGGGUCUGACUGAGAAUGUAGAUUCUGCAAACCAUGAAGCAGACCCAGCAGGCGUCCCUGCAGGUAUCAGGAUCAAGGACCUCACUAAAGUCUACAAGAGUUCUGUCGGAAACAAGCUGGCCGUAGAUGGUCUCUCACUCAGCAUGUACCAGGGUCAAAUCACAGCUCUACUGGGACACAAUGGAGCCGGUAAGACCACUACCAUGUCCAUCUUGACUGGACUGUUCUCACCAUCGUCCGGCACAGCGUACGUCAACGGCUGCAGCAUCGUCAACAACAUAGACGGUGUGAGAAAGAGUCUGGGUCUUUGUCCUCAGCACAAUGUGCUGUUUGAUCGACUCACUGUGAAGGAACAUCUCGAGUUCUUCAUUUCACUGAAGGGUAAGUCUGGUCCGGAGGCUAAGCAAGAGGUGAAUACGAUGAUUGCUGAUCUUCAGCUUGUCAACAAAGCAGACUCUCAAUCGACUAGACUGUCAGGUGGAAUGAAACGAAAACUAAGUUGCGCCAUUGCUCUGAUCGGAGGCUCUGAAGUAGUGAUUCUUGAUGAGCCGACGUCCGGCAUGGAUCCAUACGCUAGACGAGCAACCUGGGAUCUUCUCUUGAAAUACCGUCAGGGCAGGACGAUGGUUUUGACUACACAUUUCAUGGACGAGGCUGAUCUUCUUGGUGAUCGUAUUGCUAUCAUGGCCAAUGGGCAGUUGCUAUGCAGUGGCUCCUCUCUCUUCCUCAAGAACAGAUUUGGAGUAGGGUACCAUUUAACACUGGUGCGCAAUAAGGAUUGUGAUGUCGAUGUGGUGCAUUCAUUCAUCAAGAAACAUGUAGCACAGUCCGAGCUUGAAAGUAACGUCGGCAACGAGUUGGACUUCAUUCUGCCAAGAGAGGACAGUGCAAGUUUCAAGCAACUAUUCGCUGACCUUGAAUAUUCAAGGGGUCCACUGGGCAUCGACAGCUUUGGUGUUUCCAUAACAACCAUGGAAGAAGUCUUCAUGAAGGCUGGUGAGAUGGCCGAGGAUGAGCUGAACGGAAAUGCCCAGACCCUCGGGAACGGAGGAGCGGCUGCUGACGCCUCUUCAAGAGAACAACUCACACCAAAUGCUGAGAUUCAAACCAAUGGAAUAGUUUCCUCUGAAGCCUGGCUGGAAACAGGAGAUGUGCACACCGGUAUCAGUUUGAAGAUGCACCAGUUUGUUGCCAUCUUCAUCAAGCGAUUCCUGUACAGCAAACGAGACAAGAAAUCCAUCGUCACUCAGUUCAUCCUUCCGAUCGUCUUCGUCAUCUUCGGCCUUCUCAUCAUUAAGACAAGCGAUGGCCUGGUCAGUGACCCCGCCCGCAUCCUGAACCUGAUGAAUAUCUCAAGCUAUGACCCGUCAAUCUCGCCCAAGGUGUUCUAUGCUGACCUUCGAAACAUGACCAAUAACGAGGACUUGGUAGAGAUUCCUGCAGAUGCCUUUGAUCCUUUCCUCAAUGUAUCGGCAGACGACCUGCUCUCAUUCUUAAACAUAUCCUCGGAUGCGAUUGGUAAUAACACACUCAACGUGACGGAUUUCGGUAAUAAUAGCUUCCUGUUUAACGUGACGGAUGUAAUUGGAGACCAAGAUUUAUUACAGUUUGUACCGGUUGUCCUGGAUGAAGUGCCCAUCGCAUCGAUUAAUGUGUCGGCAGCGGUUGGUACCCUCGUCAGUGAUAACACCGGUAACAUGAUCAAUGGUGUAGCUAAGACCAGCGAUCACGAUUGCUGCGACUACUCCAAUAUAAUCCUCAACAAUGAAUGUGCCAACUUGCUGUACAACUCCUCAAUGGGAAGUGAACUUUGUGCCGACGUGGAAUCUUUUGGGUACUACAGCUGCCAGAGAUGUCUUACCAGCACCAGUUUUGAGGAGAGAAUCAGCUACAAUGUCACCAAACCAUUAACAGGAACUACAGAGGAGAGCAUCGAUUGCCCAAUCGGCGCAAACACCAUGGUCCUGGCGGAUGUGAAUACCUUCUUCCAAGACUACGUCCUCAAUCAGAGUGAAGGUGACAAUUUGUUCUUCAAUAAGUAUGUGGCUGGUUUCACCCUGGCAGACACCAGUGCAGGAGGUAUCUUACUAACAGGCUGGUACAGCAAUGAGGCUUACCAUACUUCCAGUGAAGUUCUGAAUGCCAUGUCCAACAUUGUGCUGAAGUACUUCACCAAUGAAACGUACAGUAUAACAACCAUCAAUCAUCCACUGCCGAAUAGUGCUGUUAAUCAGGUUGAGAAUGCUGCAGAAAGUACAGACACCUUUUCCUUAUCUCUGCUGAUCCUGUACGGUAUGUCCUUCUUAUCGGCCAGCUUCAUCCAUUUCAUCGUCACUGAGAAACAAAGCAAGGCCAAGCAUCUUCAGAUGGUCGGAGGGUUGGAUGGCUUCACCUACUGGGUAGCCAACCUCUGCUGGGACUCCAUUAACUAUUUCCUCGUCUACAUUGUCAUACUCAUUGUCUUUGCUGCCUUUAACGUGGCAGCGUUUAGUGGAGAAAAUCUCGGCACGGUGGCAAUUAUUUUGCUGUUAUUUGGUUGGGCAGCGGUUCCAUUUGUCUACCUGCUCUCAUACUUGUUCAAGACUCCCGUCACUGCAUACGCCGUGACAGUCACACUCCUGUCAAUCUUGGGCUUGGGUACCAUCAUCACAGUGUUUGUCCUUGAGAUCAUAGGGACCUACGAAGAUGAGGUGUUGAUCGUGGAUCAUGUAUUCAUGGCUUUACCCACUCAUUGCUUAGCAAGAGGACUCAUUCAACUAGCAACCAAUGUCGCUAUAAGGUCCACCUGUACUGCUUCAGACUUGGAUAUGGAGUUCUGUAAGGCUAUCAAUGUGACCUAUUUUGAUAACAACCUGGAUUGGGAUCAGCCUGGCGUUGGGCAGCAUUGCUUCUACCUAGCUAUGGAAGGAAUCAUUUAUUUUGCCCUCACUCUUCUCGUAGAGAUGCAAUUCUUCAUUCCAUCUCGCUCGGCUAAGUAUCUGAAGCAUCAUAGCUCGGCUCCAGAGGAUAUUGAUGUUGCCGCUGAGAGGAAGAAAGUGGAAGAUUUGAAUCAUAGGGAAGGUGACUAUGCUGUCAUUCUUAAGAACCUCUCCAAGACGUAUCGAAGCAAACCCUCCCCCGCUGUGGACCAGCUCAACCUGGCUAUACCCAAAGGAGAAUGCUUCGGCCUGCUGGGUGUGAAUGGUGCUGGUAAAACAACCAGCUUUGGUAUGCUGACUGGUGAUUUGAGUAUUACGGCUGGUAAGACGUACAUGGAAGGAUACAGCAUCCAAGCUGACCGUAGAAAGGCUCAACAGAAAAUGGGAUACUGUCCUCAGUUUGAUGCGUUGAUUGACCAACUGACCGGUCGUGAGCUUCUGAUGCUAUUCGCUAGACUGAGAGGUAUCCCUAGACACAAUAUCCAAGCUGUAGUCAAGAGUACCAUCACUCAUCUUAAUCUGGAUAAGUGGGCAGAUAAGCUCUGUGGCACCUACAGUGGAGGGAAUAAGCGUAAGUUGAACACAGCCACGGCUCUGGUAGGAAGCCCACCCAUCGUUCUUCUUGAUGAGCCCACAUCAGGAAUGGAUCCCAAGGCAAGACGUCAUCUUUGGAAUGCUCUGACUCAGGUCAUGAAAGACGGACGCUCUAUCGUCCUCACAUCACACAGUAUGGAAGAGUGUGAGGCGCUGUGUACUAGGCUUGCCAUCAUGGUGAAUGGGCAGUUCAAAUGCCUGGGUAGCACCCAGCAUCUAAAGAGCAGGUUUGGUACUGGAUACACCAUGAUGAUCAAAGUGGAUCCUGCCUUUAACCUCCAAGUAGUCAAGAACUUUGUUCAGAGUGUUUUUGCGGGUUCCAUCCUACUUGAAGAGCACCAGAGCUUGCUCCAUUACCAAGUAGACAAUGAGCAGUUGAGCUGGUCUUACAUCUUUGGUACCUUGGAAGAAAGCCGUGAAGGCUUGGGCAUUGAAGACUACAGCGUUAGUCAGACUACACUAGAACAGGUGUUCAUCAAUUUUGCCAAGGAGCAACACUCUGAGGAGUCCGGUAAAGGACGUCAACAGCGCCCUCCUGCGCCGUACAAUUCCACCACUACAGGUCCCAUGCCUGCCGUCAUUACUUAGGGUAAUGGCAAUGUGUCUUCAACACACCCAAUUCAGAAUAUUCACAAAACUGGGUGAAACAUAUCAGUGAUUACUGGGUGUUUAUGAAAGACCCAAUUAAAAAUAUCUACUCGCCUGAUUGAGAAUAAUGUUAUUGGUAUUAUGGUAUAAAAUGUCACCUGUUCAAACAAGCAUCAUACUCGCACAAUCCUAAUCCUAAUUUGUCUUUUGCUCUCAAGAGCCACCUGCGGCUUCUUUAGGCGGAUACCAGCGCUCUACAAAAGUGUUCUUUAUUAUUAUUGUUUUUAUUAUUAUUAUAAAGGUAUUUCAGUAACACACCUUGAUAUAUUAAACUAUUUAUAAAUCAAAGUAAAAAUGAAGACCAUAUUUUUUCAGUUAUACUGUAACAGGGUAAUGGCCAACUGGGAAUGUUUUCCCAUCUGAAACUUUUAUAACAGGGUGACACUUAUUAUUACAGCAUGUACAUGUAUAUUGAAAACAAGCAACUGGAUUUAUCGUACUACGUGUACAAACAAGCAACUGGAUGUAUCGUACUACGUGUACAAACAAGCAACUGGAUGUAUCGUACUACGUGUACAAACAAGCAACUGGAUGUAUCGUACUACGUGUACAAACAAGCAACUGGAUGUAUCGUACUACGUGUACAAACAAGCAACUGGAUGUAUCGUACUACGUGUACAAACAAGCAACUGGAUGUAUCGUACUACGUGUACAAACAAGCAACUGGAUGUAUCGUACUACGUGUACAAACAAGCAACUGGAUGUAUUGUACUACGUGUACAAACAAGCAACUGGAUGUAUCGUACUACGUGUACAAAUUUGAACAAUUCUAAAGAACUUUGGGUCUCUUGAAAACCAGUGGCUAUAGUAAGGAUUUAUGCAGCACUAUCUUUAUGUAAUAUGUACACUUUGUCAUUUUAAACGUAUUUCUAAUGUAUUUGUAAUAAAUUGUAUUACAAAAUAGAUAUGGGAACAAAAGUUAUAUUUUAAAUGGCUGGUUGUAAUCACAGUUUGUAAAAUUUCACUUUAGUGCUUUCAUUCUUAAGAACUAAAUACUGAGGAAUAUUUUUAAUAGAUUUAACAAGUAUGGGAUAUAUUUUCAACCAAUAUCUUUGUACUAUAUGUGUGUGGCUUCAUCGUGGAAAAAUAUUUGAAAGUUUACUUGAGUGUGUGAUUGUACUUUAUGUUCAGAUAUACAGGUAUAUAUAUAUAUAUGUAAACACACAAAGUCACAUUGGUGACUCUGUUAUUAAACAAAUUUAUUGUGCACCAUUUUUCGGCAUUCUUGUUCAAGAAGACCUGAAGUGGAACAUGCGGGUUGGAAGUGAUGUGUAAAAAAAAAACAAGAAACUUUUCCGAAUGCUCAAAUGUUGUAAUCUCCCAUUGGCUGACCUCGUUACAAUUUAUUUACAGUAUGUCAGGCCCACUCUGGAAUAUCGCCUCCCCUGUGUGGUUUUGUGGUUUGACAAAAUCACAAAGCGAGUGCCUUGAGAGGCUGCAGAGGAAAGCUUUUCGCAUUAUUCUUUCCGGUGACGUCGUCAAUUCUAAACCAUACAGUGACAGGCGUGCAACUCUUCAGCGGAAUUCCGUGUUUUAAAAAGGAUGAUCGGCGCUAAAAUAAUAUAAAUAUAUUUUUGUUAAGCCUAGUAUAUGCCUGGCAACAGCAAUGUACAACUACAAUCAUGUAAA
This is a messenger RNA of Asterias rubens (European starfish), 7698 nucleotides long. Its product is annotated as ATP-binding cassette sub-family A member 3-like. Gene Ontology annotation, cellular component: intracellular membrane-bounded organelle; membrane. Gene Ontology annotation, biological process: lipid transport; transmembrane transport. The record is from RefSeq and is a predicted model, not a curated record. Lineage: Eukaryota; Metazoa; Echinodermata; Asteroidea; Forcipulatida; Asteriidae. The coding region runs from base 442 to 6009 and encodes 1855 amino acids. Gene Ontology annotation, molecular function: lipid carrier activity; ATP hydrolysis activity; ABC-type transporter activity. The transcript is spliced from 41 exons.